This is a messenger RNA of Soboliphyme baturini, 420 nucleotides long. The record is from the annotation of a GenBank genome assembly. Lineage: Eukaryota; Metazoa; Nematoda; Enoplea; Dioctophymatida; Soboliphymatidae.
AUGGCGGAUAAGGGACUGAAGAAAUGUUAUGUUUGCUGCCAGUGGAUCCCGGCGGAUGUUGCGGUAUUGGCCGUCAGAAGAUACAUGUGUCCGCAGCAUCUGACGUGCAACCGUUGCAACAUCGUGCUGCCGAAUGACGUCUGGACAAUUGGUCCGAGUCCUUUCUGUCAAGAGUGCUAUCAGGUUCUGCGGCAAAAAAUCACUUGUGUCAGUUGCAAGGCGACCAUCGAAAAAAAGGCCUUUCACGAACUGGGUGGCUUCUGGCACAAAAGCUGCUUCGUUUGCCAGAUCUGCAGAAAGGGCUUUCCGAACAACAAGUAUUACCCGGUCAUGAACAAGCCGUACUGUAGCCAACACGCCAAGGAGCUCAUGCGGGAAUCGUCGAAACAGCAAAAGCCUUCUAACGAUUUCUUUGUUUGA